Cercocebus atys (sooty mangabey) is the source of this 2108-nucleotide messenger RNA. It is a transcript of the gene SDHA, whose product is annotated as succinate dehydrogenase complex, subunit A, flavoprotein (Fp). Gene Ontology annotation, molecular function: electron transfer activity; flavin adenine dinucleotide binding; succinate dehydrogenase (quinone) activity. Gene Ontology annotation, biological process: mitochondrial electron transport, succinate to ubiquinone. The transcript is spliced from 11 exons. The coding region runs from base 490 to 1842 and encodes 450 amino acids. The record is from RefSeq and is a predicted model, not a curated record. Lineage: Eukaryota; Metazoa; Chordata; Mammalia; Primates; Cercopithecidae.
AUGUGGCAGGUGUAGCUGAAGAGCUGAACGUUUGAUUUAUUUUAAUUAAUUUAGUGGUUGUGUGUUGCCAGCAGCUCCCACCUGGGCUGUGACCCCAUGGUCUGUGGACCUCACUCUGGCACCAAACUCUGAGCGGAGCUGCCUGUGGCCACCAGACAGUGUGGAGUGCCUCUUCGGGUUGUGUAGAAAUAGGAAAUGAGUCACCAAAGUAGGAGCUGUUGCUGCUGCGUUCUCUAGCGCACCUGCCUUGUCUGUGCUGCUCGGUGUGGAACGCCUCUCGGGCGCUGACAGCGUCCUUGACUCUGUUGCUGACCUCCUUGGAUUUACCUGGUCCAUUUGGAUCAGGUUCUUUCACCUAUUCACACGAGCAAAUACCACCUUAAAACCUUACAGGUUGGCUUAACACUUCCUGCCCUUUUUUUUCCUUUCUUUUAGUCUCUGCGAUACGAUACCAGCUAUUUUGUGGAGUAUUUUGCCUUAGAUCUCCUGAUGGAGGACGGGGAGUGCCGUGGUGUCAUCGCACUGUGCAUAGAGGACGGGUCCAUCCAUCGCAUAAGAGCAAAGAACACUGUUGUUGCCACAGGAGGCUACGGGCGCACCUACUUCAGCUGCACGUCUGCCCACACCAGCACCGGCGACGGCACGGCCAUGAUCACCAGGGCAGGCCUUCCUUGCCAGGACCUAGAGUUCGUUCAGUUCCACCCCACAGGCAUAUAUGGUGCCGGUUGUCUCAUCACGGAAGGAUGUCGUGGAGAGGGCGGCAUUCUCAUUAACAGUCAAGGCGAAAGGUUCAUGGAGCGAUACGCCCCCGUGGCGAAGGACCUGGCGUCUAGAGAUGUGGUGUCUCGGUCGAUGACUCUGGAGAUCCGCGAAGGAAGAGGGAACCUGGUUGUCGUCGCUGCCUUAUUCGAGGCUCGUUCUCCUGCCGGCAUUUCAGAGACAGCCAUGAUCUUCGCUGGUGUGGACGUCACGAAGGAGCCGAUCCCUGUCCUCCCCACCGUGCAUUAUAACAUGGGCGGCAUUCCCACCAACUACAAGGGGCAGGUGAUGGUGCUGGCUGCCCUCCCACAGCUGGAUAGAAGGCUGGGACAACGGGGCCCACCUUGCAGUUGUCUCUUUAGAGUGGUGAGGGCCUUGGGAACAUGGGACAUGGGGACAGUCGCAGAUGCUGACAUUGGGGGUCCUCUGCAGGUGGUGAGGGCCUCGGGAACGUGGGACACAGGGACAGUCGCAGACGCUGACAUUGGGGGUCCUCUGACCUGCUUUUUUUUUGUUUUAGGAGAUAAAGUCCCUCCAAUUAAACCAAAUGCUGGGGAAGAAUCUGUCAUGAAUCUUGACAAAUUGAGAUUUGCUGACGGAAGCAUAAGAACGUCGGAACUUCGACUCAGCAUGCAGAAGUCAAUGCAAAAUCAUGCUGCCGUGUUCCGUGUGGGAAGCGUGUUGCAAGAAGGUUGUGGGAAAAUCAGCAAGCUCUACGGAGACCUGAAGCACCUGAAGACGUUUGACCGGGGAAUGGUCUGGAACACGGACCUGGUGGAGACCCUGGAGCUGCAGAACCUGAUGCUGUGUGCGCUGCAGACCAUCUACGGAGCAGAGGCGCGGAAGGAGUCACGGGGCGCACACGCCAGGGAAGACUACAAGGUGCGGAUUGAUGAGUACGAUUACUCCAAGCCCAUCCAGGGGCAACAGAAGAAGCCCUUUGAGGAGCACUGGAGGAAGCACACCCUGUCCUAUGUGGACGUCAGCACUGGGAAGGUCACUCUGGAAUAUAGACCCGUAAUCGACAAAACUUUGAACGAGGCUGACUGUGCCACCGUCCCCCCAGCCAUUCGCUCCUACUGAUGAGACAAGAUGCAGUGAUAACAGAAUCAGCUUUUGUAAUUAUGUAUAAUAGCCCAUGCAUGUGUCCAUGUCAUAACUGCCUUUAUACGCUUCUGCACUCCGGGGAAAAAGGAGUACAUUGAAGGGAGAUUGGCACCCAGUGGCUGGUAGCUUGCCAGGAACCCAGUGGCCAGGGAACGUGGCACUUACCUUUGUCCCUUGCUUCAUUCUUGUGAGAUGAUAAAACUGGGCACAGCUCUUAAAUAAAAUACAAAUGAACAAACUUU